Molecule: messenger RNA, 1899 nt
Organism: Rhopalosiphum padi (bird cherry-oat aphid)
Lineage: Eukaryota; Metazoa; Arthropoda; Insecta; Hemiptera; Aphididae
Exons: 4
Coding region: 1-1899 (632 amino acids)
Source: RefSeq, a predicted model, not a curated record
AUGGCUGGUGUACGUGUAACACACCUACAGCUAGUUCGUGGCACACUUAUGUGCCGCGGAACACCGGUUGAGAAACACUGCUUUAGAGUUUUAGACAAUAGUAUGAACUGCAAUUUUGUUGAAUCAAACGAGACUCUGUCGGAUUUAACAAAUUCUGUUAAAUUUAUGAGUGCCAAAUUUGAUGAUUUUGGUAAGCAGCUUAAAGAAGUACUAUUUAGUAUUAAAGAACUUAAUGAGGAGAAUAAAUUGCUAAAAGAAAAUAAUAUUAAGUUGAACUCUGAUAUCUACAAUCUAUCCAAGCGACUAAAUUUAUUAGAACAAAAAUCAAUCUUAAAUCAUGUUGAGAUAGUUGGUGUACCAGACUUGAAAAAUGAAAACUGCGGAAAAAUAGUGGAAGAUAUUGCAGCUGUAAUGGGUCAACCAGUGUCAGUAAAUAAGGCUUUUCGUAUAAGAUCAAAAAUACCAAAUAAACCGAUGAAGAUCAUAGCUGAACUUUCAUCAACGCAUCAGAAAAAAACCCUAAUGGAGUGUUCCAAAAAGAAAAAAAUUAAGGCAUGUACUAUAAAUGAAAACUGGGGAAAUGGAGACAAAGUUAAUACUUUUGUCAAAAUGUCAACAACAACAAAAGUUUUAAACUCAAAAAAUAAGAGAAUUCGAGAUUGGAUGACUGCUGGCCUUCUUUGCUCGGUGCACGUUAAACAAAAAUUAUCUUUAAAAGUUAAAAAAUAUCCAGAUAAUUUUAGACUUGCUAAAUAUUAUAAUAAAUAUAAAAAUAAAUUAACAACUAUUAUUCGAGCUGCAAAGGUUAACUACUAUAAAAAUAAAUUUCAGGAGGUUUCGUCUAAUCCAAAACUCACUUGGAAGUUAAUAAAUGAGAUUUUAGACAAGAAUAACAAUAAGAAUGAUGAUGUUGAAGUUGUUAAAUUAGAUGAUGUCAAAAAACUCAAAAUUGCAAAUAUUUUUAACAAUUUCUUUAUAAAUAUUGGUAACAGCCUAGCUUGUAAUAUUGAGGAGUCAUAUAAGUUUGAGGAGAACAUUACUCCUAUAUCUUAUAACAGUACAUUUAAUGAAAACAUUAAAGAAUCUGAUGUUCGACUAAUUAUAAGCCCUCUGACAUACAUAUAUAAUUUAAGUAUUAAAAAUGGUAUUUUUCCCGAGAAACUUAAAUUGACUAUAUUUAAACCAAUACAUAAAAAUGGGGAUAAAACCUGCGUAAACAAUUAUAGACCAAUUUCCAUGCUCAGCAAUUUUUCGAAAAUACUGGAAAAAAUUGUUAAAAACAGGCCAGGUUUAGGAACGGAAAAUGCUUUAUAUAGCGCAACACAUUUUAUUAAUAACGCACUAGACAACAGCAUGAAAGUUAUCGCGAUUUUUCUGGACUUGUCCAAAGCAUUUGAUACUGUUAAUCAUAAAAAAUUAAUUAAUAUUUUACCUAAUUUUGGUAUUACUCUAACAAGCCUAAGUUGGUUCACAAGCUACUUGGAGAACAGAAAGCAAACUGUUCGUAUUAAUGGUAUUACUGGUGUUGAUUUAUCUAUAACCUGCGGUGUUCCUCAAGGAAGUGUGUUAGGACCACUUUUAUUUAUAUUGUACAUUAAUCAUAUGUGUAAUUUGGAUAUUGACGGAAGAAUAGUAACAUAUGCGGAUGACACCUGCUUACUAUAUUACGGAGACUCUUGGGGCGAUGUUAGUACCAAAGCAACUCGAGAAUCCAAAGUUGUUGUGGAAUUUCUAAAACUUAGAAGUCUAUCUAUCAAUUUUAAAAAAACUAUGUUUAUGAACUUCUCGACAAAUAAUGUCAAAGAUAAUUUUGAUGAACUUAUGUUACAUUUCUGUGAAAAUGACACUUUGUGUAAUGACACAGUUUGUCUAAAAAUUUUUAGAGUAUCCAGUACCUGA